AUGGGAGUACUUGGUUAUUUCAAAAGUUAUAUAACAGGUGAAGAUUCGUCAUCAUCAUCAUCAGAUAAAAGAUCAUUACAAGAACAACCAGAUUUAAAGAAUGAUAGUCAAGAACAACAAGGUGGUCAACAACAAAAACAAAAGAAACAAGGAAAGCAAUCAAAAACAAAACAAGGACAACAACAAGCAACACCAACAAUAAUCAAAGAAGAUCCAUGGAGACUUGACAAGAGAAAAGAAAAUCUUAUACAAAUAUACUUUGAUUCAGACCAAUGGGUAAAGUCUAUGGACAAUAGACUCUAUUCUAAAAUAUACAACUAUGGCUUUUCAGUACAGAACCCAGAGAGAUCAAUGUGGACGUUUGGUGCAUUGGGAGGAGCGUUUGGCUACAUCUUUACCAACUCUUUUGUCAAAAACUAUCCUCUUCAAACCAUUAAAUCUAUUCUCUUGAUCUCUGCUACAUUUGGAGGAGCCUAUUAUUCAUCAAACGUUAUCUAUGAAAACGUAAAGGAUGAAAUACCAUUGUGGAGAGAACAAAGUUUAGAUAUUAUCGAUUUCAGAGACAACAUCAAAGAAAUUCUACCAAUCAUGUAUAGAAACGAAAGAUUCAAGAUUAUCGAAGAAUUUGAUAAAGAAAAUAGAGAUGCUAUCAAUUAUGCUAGAAUUCAUUGGACAAAAAAGGAAUAA
This is a messenger RNA of Cavenderia fasciculata, 687 nucleotides long. RefSeq lists its product as uncharacterized. The record is from RefSeq and is a predicted model, not a curated record. NCBI's taxonomy places the organism in Eukaryota, Evosea, Eumycetozoa, Acytosteliales, Cavenderiaceae. The coding region runs from base 1 to 687 and encodes 228 amino acids. The transcript has a single exon.